AUGACAGACUUAACUAACAAGAAGGUGGCGAUUAUGACUGUUUUAUUAAAUAGUAUUUCUGAGAGUAGAGGGGGUUACGAGAUGUUUCUUAAAUCUAAAAAAGAUAAUGAAGAUAUUUCAUUUCUGUAUGCUGCUAUAGUGGAAAAAUCGAAAAAAGCCAAAAUAGAAAGCUAUGUAGAAAAUAUCGUUCCCAGAUACAACGACAUGGACUUUAAGUCUCAUUUUUGUCUUUCUAGAAGAACUGUUGAAAGGUUAAUGGAACAGCUUCCUGAACAAAGGACUGGCCCUGGUCGAACAGGACUAAGAGAAACAUCACUACAAACAGUUGUAUUGAUGUCUCUAUGGUUGUUAGGCAAUCAGGAGUCGUUUCGUGGCGUUGCGGACAGAUUUGGAAUAAGCAGAGGACAUGCCUAUAGAGAAUUUGUAUAUUUUAUUAAAACCGUGUCUUUGUUAAGAUCUAAAAUUAUUGUUUGGCCUAAAGGUGGAAAAGCUAAAAACACUAUAAGGAACUUUGAGACCUUACAAGAUAUAAGCUUUCCAGAUGUAAUUGGAUGUAUAGAUGGAGCCCAUAUAUUGAUAUCAUCACCAAAAGCAUCAAAAAAUGCAUAUUUUAAUAGAAAGCAAUAUACAUCUGUAAUUCUUCAAGCAGUAUGUGAUUCGAAAUUAUUGUUUACAGAUGUGUUUGCAGGGUGGCCACGAUCUUCUCACGAUUGCAGUUUGGAGCAACUUACCACUGUGUGA
Molecule: messenger RNA, 741 nt
Organism: Centruroides sculpturatus (bark scorpion)
Lineage: Eukaryota; Metazoa; Arthropoda; Arachnida; Scorpiones; Buthidae
Product: protein ALP1-like
Exons: 2
Coding region: 1-741 (246 amino acids)
Source: RefSeq, a predicted model, not a curated record